This is a messenger RNA of Gryllus bimaculatus (two-spotted cricket), 6811 nucleotides long. NCBI's taxonomy places the organism in Eukaryota, Metazoa, Arthropoda, Insecta, Orthoptera, Gryllidae. The record is from the annotation of a GenBank genome assembly.
UAUGAGUCAAUCUUCCUUUUCAAACCAUCCGUUUUCUCGGAGAUGCCAGUUGGCCGAGGAGAACGUGACAAGACACUUCGAGGAAUUCGCUUUUAAGUCGGAAGUCCGAGAUGGGAGAAAACGUGUUUAUUACUAAACGUCUGUAGUAAAAUAACUAGUGCAAAUGCCAAAAGGGUGUGCCUUGCGUGUGGUUGUCUUCAUGAAACAAAAACCUUUUUUCCAUAUCCGAGGAUAUUUAAAUGGCUUUACUUAAGUGAACUGUGUUGGCGUAUGGGAAAAUGUUCCGUAGUUCUGUGUAAUGAUUGUAUUCGAAAAUGUGCGCCUAAGAUAUACGGCUUAGCAUGUCCUUCGAGAACAUCAAUGCCUGGCCUCGAAGGACUUUUUUUUUUUGCUGGAUACCCUGCAAUUUUUACCAGCGCAAUUUUACGACCGAUAGAGAGUGGUAGGUAAAUUUAUCAAAGAGCGUCAGAGCGUAUCGCCGUUUCGAGCAGCACCGUCCGUGCCUAUUAGUGACGGAAGACAUCGGCCUAGGUGUUGCGGGGCGUCGCGCGCACUGUGUACGUUCGAGUCACCACUGCGCAUGCCUCGAUAACGCACGGAUGCGUUUGCACGCGUGGCGCACGACGGCGCAGCCCGGCCCCCGGGCGGAGUAAGCACGGCCGUGCCGGCCCGUCUUGACGCUCGCUCCGCGCCGCCAGCCGCGCCAGCUCGGGGAGGCGGAUGUGAAGUUCGGUGCGAUAUGUGCGGUCGCGUGUGAUGCAAGGCGGCUCCGACCGGCGCGGGCGCGAGCGAAGGCACGGCCAGGGCAGAGGCUGCGGUCCAGCGCCACUCCGAUCGAUGUCGUUGGCGCUUCGGAAGCCAACUGGCGCUCCUCCCUCGCCCGAAUAUGUGCAGCGUCACCACCAUGGCCAGUGCUGAGAACAUCCAGGUAUGUGAGGAGACCUUAGAAGCUCACCAAGCUCGGCUUGGUGAUUUAAGAGGACUUGUGGCUCGAAUAGCAGCAGACGUUGGUCUGGAUGCUGGUGGUCCUCUUGAUGAUGAUGUAGCAGCAUUAGGACGUCGUCUUGAAGAUGUAAGGGAAUCAUUAGCAGCUUUAGCUGAGGUGGCUGAAGCUCAACAGAUUGGACAGAAUGAAUUGCAAAGUACCUGUAAUUUCCUAGCAUCUGUCAAGCAAAGUCUUAGUAUGGUAGAAGAGGCUAACGAGAAAGAUAUUGAAAAUCAAUUAGGUGCUCUUCGUAACCACUUGCUAGCUCUUGGCAAAACAGAAGGACAACUCCAAACAUUGAAGGAAAGACCCAUUGAUCUUUCCCCUUCUAAGUCUGAAACAUCUGUUGUGGAGAUUCUUCAGUUGUGGCAACAAGUUUUUAGGGAAACAUUUCAACAUUAUCAUAGAUUGUCAGCCAGAUUAGUGAAGAGCCAAGAUAGUGCUGCUGCUUUAAGACUUUGGCAUGAAUAUUUACUUCAUGUACAGUCUUUCCUGUCAAGUUCCAUUCCUGAAGAUUAUCGAGGCCUUACAGAGCACCAACAUUUGUGUGAAGUGCAUCAGAAUCUUCUAAUGAGCCAACAGUCAGUAUUACUGUCACAAAAUGAAGGAAGGACUCAUCAAGAUGGUGUUGAGUUAUCUGUAAUAGAACAGUUUAAUUCAUUGACAAACUUGCACAAUGAAACUCUUGCACGUAUUAUGGAACGUCACAGCGAAGUUGGUGAACGGCUUGUUUCAUGGGAAAAAUAUUCACAAGAACAAGCUCGUUUGCUCGCCUGGCUCCGUGACUUAGAACGAGAACGUAGCCGGCUACAGCUACAUAAUAUUCACAUAAGACGCAUUCCUAAGGUUCUUUCACAUAUACAGACAAUGCUUGAAAAGGAAGUUCCAUUGGGUGAAUCUCAAGCACUAGAACUAUUGGAACUUCAGAAUAAUUUGUUUCAUAAUACUGAUGACACAGUGGCUUCUUCUGUACGUUUAGCAUAUGCAACAAUUACACAAAGAAUCUCAAAUUUGAAAGCAGCAUUAGAAACUUGGAAGGACCAUUUAGAUAGAAUAAACAGUUUGGUUUCUACUUAUGAAAAGAAUGCAACUAAUGUUCAAACUGUGUUCCAAGAAAUCCACAGUGCUAUUUGUGAAUCUCAAGCUUUAAUAUCCCAUGCUGAUGUGAGGAACAGGCUGGAUAGUUUAAGGAAUUUACGAUCACGAAUCUUGGUUUUAACAUCAGACCUAGAAACAAUGAAUGUCACUUUGGAACAGUUGAGGGAAUGUUUAAGCCCAAUGGACAUGAAAACAUUAAAUCAACGAACAUGGCUCCUUUGGCAAUCUCAUAAUGAUCUUGACCACCAACUUGCUGUACUUUGCCAUCAUUUAGAAGAACGAAUUAAUCUUUUUACUCUCUUUGACACAAGGCGAUCCCGCUUUCUGGUUUGGGUGGAAGACAUGGUGCUUCGUUUGGAUCAAAUAUGUGUAGGAGAUCCUGAAGAAGUAUUGAGUCGUAUACAGACUGAUAUUCAAGGAGAUAUAGCACUAAAAAGCCGAGAAGUUGAUUGGUUAUUGUCUACUGGCCACGAAUUGAUUGCUGCAGCCUCAGGUGAUGAUGAAAACUCUACUACUGAACAAAAUGAUCUUCAGAAGAAAUUAUCUGAAGUUCAUAGGUGCUGGGAAGAACUCCAGAAUUUAGCUGCCAAUAAAGUGAACAAACUUCAAAACAUUCUUCAGAAUUUGUCUCAUUUGGAGCAACAGUUAUCAGAAUUAAGAAAAUGGUGCCAUCAAAUUGAGACACAAUUGAUGAAACCACUUGUCAUUACUGAGUGCACCCAGGAAGUGUAUGCUGAAAGACUACAAGAAAUUGAGGAUUUGCAAAGUACUAUUGAACAACAGAGUGGAAAGGUUGGAGAAGUAUUAAAUGUUAGUGAAUUAUUGCUGAGCGAUUAUGAACUGGUGAAAACGACAGUAAACACUGAAUCUAUUAGUAUAGCCACAGAUGCAAUUGAAAAACGAUGGAAGCACAUUUGUGAAGUUUCUACAGAGCGGAAGCGUAAUUUUAUGAAUACUUGGAAGUUAUUAAAAAAUUUAUUGAAUGGAUGUCGGGAGAAACAGCGGUGGAUUGAAAUUCAAGAGGAUAUUUUAGAAAGUAUACAGAGAAAAAUAAACCAAAUUUCACCAUCUGAGCUACAAGAUUAUUUAUCACAAGUAGAGGGAGUUUUGGAGGAGUUACAAUCUCAGAAACAGAGAUUAGUUGUUUUAGAUCAUUCAUACUCACAAUUUGUCAAAAGUUGUAGAAUGGUCCCAGAUAAUUUGUCACCCACAACUAGUCUUAUUCAUGUUACUCUGCAACGAUGGCAUGCAUUAAUUCCUAUGGCCACUGCUUUGGCAGAUCUCUUAUGUCAAGAAUUAAAAAUGUAUAGAGACUUUGUUAAUAUCCAUGGGAAAGCAGUGAUGAAUUUAACAGAAUUAGAUACUCGCUUAACACAGCUUCAGCAUUUACAUUCACCAGAUUCUUCAUCUUCAUCUAUGAGUCAGGAAAUAAUAGAGCAACUGGAGAGAGAAUUGAGAGCUCUGAACAGCUUAUUGCAAACUGCAGAUAGUUUAGGAAUGACACUGCUGCAAAAAUGUAAGGAGGAGGAUCAAAGUUCGAUCCAAGUUAUGAUAGAUGAAUAUCAAUUAUUGAGAAGAGAUAUUACAAUCAGACUUGCAACUCUAAAAGCGGAGUACCUGAGUGAAGGAGGGGCUAGUCUUAUAAAGGAGAGAGAUGAAAGCAUUCAAGUGGAAACAUUGCGUUUUGAACAAGACUCUGCCAUACAAGUAAACACACUUCCACAUUUGGCAGAAAUUGCUCCACAGAGUCGAGGUUUUGAUACAGCAAUAGCAGAGUGUAAAUCUAACUUGGCAACUCUCAAAGCUGUAUUAGAAGAAAGUCCUACCGAUGGAUCAAAGCUGGCCACUGCUUUAGCUGGAUCACAGUCUUCCAUUGAACUGGUGCGACAUUUGAGUUCUCGUCUUGGUGAAAGAGGUGGAGUAACUGAAGAACAAAGAAGAACACAAGAAGUAACAGCAUUGAAUACUGAAUAUGAACGUCUGUGUUCCUUGGCAUGUGUUCAACAUCAGAAUACGGGUGAAAGCAGUGAAAAUGCAAGACUCACAUGUCCAUUAUGUUCUCAAUUUAAUUGGCAACAACUUGACAAUGAUCUAUGGCGUUUAGAACAAUGGCUUCAGUUUUCUGAAGGUACUCAAAGCAAUUAUCAGGUUCCUCCUUCGGACAUUGAACAACUUGAAGACACAAUUCAAGAUCAUCGGGAAUUCCUCGUGGACCUUGACAGCCAUAGAAAUAUUGUCAUGUCACUCAACAUUGUGGGAACACACUUAGCUGAUCAUGCUGAUGACCAGGAAAAAGCAGAAGCACUGCGAGCACGUCUUGAGAAAACCAAUAUCCGCUGGGAAGCUGUAUGCCAGGCAGCUGCUCAGUGGCAAACACAGCUGCAACAUGCAUUAAUGGAGAACCAAGGUUUCCACAGAAUUAUUGAAGAAUUGAUGGAGUGGUUAGAAAAUACUGAAGAUACCAUAAGACUUGCUGAACCAGUAGAUCUCACUGAAGAAAGUAAUGUUGUUGAAGCAAAAUACAAUAAAUUCAGAGAACUCCAUGAAGAACUUGAAAGAUGUGAACCACGAGUAAUGUCUCUUCAAGAUGCAGCUGACCAAUUGUUACGCCAGUCAGAUGCUCCUGAAAAUUCAGUUCUGACUCGUCUUACCAGUUUGCGAUUAAGGUUACAAUCCCUGAGGCGAAUCACAGGAAUAUAUGUAUUGAAACUGGGUGCUGUGUUAGGACAUGAUCCUUCGGAAUUGGGUCUUGUUGCAUCUCACAGAACAGGAAGUGGACAAAAUGUGGGUGCAUCAUUAGUUAGUCUUUCUCAAGAGCUUCUGGAGCAAGCAGCUGCUGCAUCAUCAAUCCACACAGAAACUCGGCACUCAAAUGAUAAUGGCACUGCCAGAGAGGAUGAAGUUGAUACCACAGUACUGACCCGAGGCUAUCAGUUUUUUGGCCGUGUUCUUCGAGCAUCAUUGCCAAUUCAAGCAUUGAUGCUGCUAAUACUGGGUGUAGCAUCCCUUGUUCCUUCAAGAGAAGAAGAUUAUUCCUGCAUCCUGAGCAAUAACUUAGCCAACAGUUUCGAACCUUUACUGUUUUAUCCAAAUGGUCCACCCCCAGUUUAAGACGUAUUAAUGGACUGAUUAAAUAAUUAAUGGAAAUUAGCAUAUUUUUUUAUAUAUAUUCAUUCAGUAUUGUACUUAUUUAAUAAAUUGUAUUUUCAGUAAACACAAGACUGAGAAUGUAAGUGCUUUCUGAAACUUAUCCUCUCUACAUUAUUUCAGUUACAAAAGUACAAGGACAGAAUGUUGACAUUCCUUACUGGGAUUACUGAAAACAAUUAUUCUCUCGAAUCUUCAGCAUUUUACAUGAAUUGAAUGUAUUGUAAAGUGUCAAAGACUACUGAGACUUUGGUUUAUGUAUUUAAAUGGAGGUUGGAAGUGUAUGGAUUGCUAUGUAUGUACGCCGUAUAUUUGACAUAAGAGGUACGACUGAGAAAAUAUAGUUUUUGCUAAUAUUUGUAAAUUGUAAAGAAAUUGUUAAUUUUCAGCUGUUUCAUUUCUAUUUUCAUUAUGUAUAUAUAAUAUAAAAUAUAUUAUAUAUAAACACUGUGGUGGAUGUAAACUCACAUAUGUGUUUAUGUGUGUUUAUAUUUAUUGACCAGGUAUUUUAUAUUGUAAAUGGUCAAUUGUAUAAUAAGAAGUAGGUCUGCAAACAGUAAAGUUGCUUAAUUUUAAGUAUUAUAUUUUGGUGCAAUGUGUGUGGUUCAUACACCUAAUACAAUCUUGAAAUUCGUGGAUUGCGAAAUGUGACAUUGAAUCUGGAAAUAGGUGCUUCAUUGCAUUUCAACACAUAAUGGGAGAAAUUUAAGUGUUGGUUCUAUUCCCUUGUACUCAGAGAAUACAUGUACAACUUAUUCAAGAUCUUAUUUUCAGUACUACAGUGAAUUAUUUGUGUUUUGCUUAUUUGCAAAUAUGGUUGAUACAUGUAUGAGAGCUUUGCUGUUAUUUUGUUUUAAAAUUUACAUCAUAAACUGAACAAAGUCUUAAAAAUGAAAUGUCCAUUAUGUCUAGAUAUUUGUUAAAAAAAAAUGUGUAUUCUCUAAAUGUUUUGCAGAAUAUUGUAAAUUCUAUAUGAUGUACGAACUGAAGGGGAGAAUUGCAUCUCCACUUUUUUCCGUCUCCGUGUCCAUUUUUCCCCUUCAAUUUUGUCCUUUCUUUUCAUAUUCCUUCUACUGGUUUCUCGUUAUUGUCUACUGGGUAAUCAUCACCUGCACAUUCUCUUCACAUUAGGUGCUAUUUAAACUGCAAAUGCAGCUUUGUAUUGUGAUGUAAUUUGUUUAUAUAUAAUGUAAAAUAAAAAUGCAGAACACUACUAUGCAACUAUAACUGCUUUGUUAAAAUAAUCAUUAUUAAAAGAAGAAACAGAAGCUUUGGCUGUUCAUUUAAUGGCUUCCAUUUCAAAAAGAUUCCAUUACAAAAAUGUAUAAAGUAGAAUCCUUUACAGGUACAUACAGUAUUGACACCCAAAUCUGAGGGAAUGUUCAUGUUACUUAGCCACAUUCUCUGUACUUGUAAUAACCUAAAUUAUAUGUUCCCAAAAUAUUUUGUCAGAUUUGUGUAACUGAAAUUAAAUUGUAGCUUCUGUAACAUGGCUUUCUUUGCAAUUGUAACAUGUAGUAUUUUUAUAAGAAAAAUGCUUAGCAGGUGUGGUGUUUGCAAAUUAAAGAUGUUGAAUUUGAA